Molecule: messenger RNA, 10551 nt
Organism: Zootoca vivipara (common lizard)
Lineage: Eukaryota; Metazoa; Chordata; Lepidosauria; Squamata; Lacertidae
Source: RefSeq, a predicted model, not a curated record
UGAAUAAAAUUGAACUCUGUGCCACUGCAUACUGAAGGCUCCAUGGGGUCAAAUACUAUACCACCCUCUGGAGAAGGUCAUCCAAGUAGGAUCGGAACCACUGCAAAGCAGUGCCACCCACCCCCAGCUCAGAUAGCCACUCCAGAAUGCUCUGGUUGAUGGUAUUGAAAGCUGCUGAGAGAUCAAGGUGGAUUCUCCCAUUUCUCUUUCUUGACACAUUUCUCUUUCUUGACACAAAUCUUCAAUCAGGCUGACCAAGGCAGGUUCUGUGCCAAAACACGGCCUCAACCCCGAUUGAAAUAGAUCUAGAAAUUUGGUUGCCAGAAUCUUGCCAAUCUAUUGGAAGUCACCCGGAGAUUGAUCAGUAGAUUCUUCCCCAUCUAUCUCAUGGUGUUUUAGAAAACAUAUUCUACCUUUCUAGCUCCUUUAUCAAGGUUAAAAGAUCUGGCAUUUCACUUUACAUCUGACCUCCUGGUGGUUUGUUAAAUAAGGGAAGAGAAACCAUAUUGGCUUAAUAUAUCUCUAACAUUAAACAUGCAUCAAUUUUAAAUUUUGAAAAGUAUUCCUUGAUCAUAUACAGAGUGCUUUUCAUCAGCGAUGAGUAACUUCAAACAGCCUACAUCAGUAAUUUGGGAGCUGGAAAGGUCAGAAAGUCUAAUUCUAGAAAACCCUGAACCUUGGCAUCUCUUGCUUGUAGAAAUUAAGUACUAAAUGUUGUUGUAAAAAUUAAAAAACUUUGUUUUAAGAUAAAACUAUGAAUAGAAAAAAAGUUUUAGAAAGAAGAUUAACAACCUUGGAACAGAACUCCAUCAGUGGUUUAGAUUUUUAUUAUUUUUUUAUGAGAUAGUCUUUGAAGAAUCUCAUGCUCUUUCUACCUACAACUUCACAAUGCCAUAACUUUUUUAUGCUUUGGCUUUUAAGAGAGCUUUGUUUUGUUUUGUUUUUUGGUCUCUUACACAGUUUAGGUCACUGACUGGCUGUCCCUGGCUUUGUUCCAUAUCUGAACUCUUCUUUCCUUUGUGGUUUGUGUCCGUCUCUGUAUGUUCAGUUGUUUAUGUCUUCAUGAGUCUAGUUUUCAGUACCAUUCUAUCAGAAGCUUAAGUGUCUCCCGGGCUCUUCAAUAUGUUAAAAAGUAGAAGAAAAAGUUAAAACAACAACGUUGUGAUAAAAUGACAAGACUGAAAAGUCUGUGUGUUGGUUUUUGAAAAUCAAAAAGUUGUGCUGUUGCCCACAUGGACUUCACUGCAUGUAUGUGGGUCUGGAGGAGUGGGAGAGAGAUGCAGUUCGACAAAAAGAGAGGGAGAGAUCUAUGUGUGGUUGUAUAGAUGGGCGGGGGGAGAUACAGUAUAUGCACGUUGUUCUGUGGUCUGUAUGUGUACAGUGACUGCUUGCAAGUGCUGCUCAGGUGCAAGGAAGAGUGCAGUGUGACUACCUUAUAUAUCUUCCCUGGCAUCAGGGAAUGUUCCCUAAAACAACAGCAUAAUUGUAUGGGGAGGAGAUCGAUUUUUGUGAGAUCUCCUUAAUUGAAACAAGCAGGGCAUAACUGACUUCCAAUGGAAGGUGUGAGGUUGUCAGAAAUGAGUGCACUUUCUCUAAUUUUGUGUUAUGCCACACACCACAUGGGAACCAUUUUGUGAGUGGUACCCAUGACACCUUCUCAAAAUUCAAAAUGUGCCCAGUGAAGCAACAUGGCUGGCUACCCCUGCUCUACCAUCUAUUGCAAGUGCAUUGCUAGUUACUUAAAAGAUUCAGGGGCACAGGCCUAUGACACAUAUUUGUAUAUAUGAUAAUAUUCAUGUGUAUAUGCUUAGAUCUCUGAGCAGAUGAAGAUGGUGGGGUCUCACCAGUAUUAUGCUUUGCAGCCCUAUGAGCACAUUUAUAAAGAGCAGAGAAAGAGGCAGAUAAUCCAGGGCAGACAUAAGAUUUCAGCCUCAGACCUCCAAUGGCCCUAGUCUGGAGUCAUAGAAAUGACAGGGUAGGAAUGAUUCACAAACCACAAGUUUGACAGUCUAGUUUAUGCUAAGUGAACUGUAGAACUGGGUCCUAGGCAAAGUUUUGUGUACAGAUACCAGCACACUGUGAAAAUAGCCUCUUAUCUUCUCAUGCAAGUUGUAAAUAGCAGCCCCUUGAGUUUACAUUACACACACACACACACACACACACACACACACACACACUUUACCUUCAAGGACCUCAGAGUGGUUUACAUUUAUUCCCCCUACUAGGAGAACACUAUCCUUAUGUGGAGCCAGCCCAAAGUUCUCUAAAUGUUUGCUUGUACCUAGUGGCUUGGGCUAGUGCCUUUGCCCCAAAGGGCUGUGUGUAUUUGGAAAUCCCAGAACGAUUGCAUUUGCUCUUGUGUGCACCUGUGUUAAGGGUUAACAAAUACAUCACUUCAGUCUUACCAUUUCAUCUGCUUCCUCCUUGCCCAAUUUAAAUUUAGUUAUUCAGAAAUGAGUAACGUUCUCAUGUUCUGAAGCCUGUGCGAAUGCAAAUAGGUGUUCUGCUGAUAAUUUGUUCUUGGUAUUUGUGCUGAAAAGGGGGAAGCCUUUCACUCUAAUUCCUUGAGACACAGAAGAGACUUUCUGAAGAGUCAGUUAAAAACAAAACUCAUUUUUAACGUUAGUUACUCAGCUUGCUUUCUUGAGUUAGAAAGUGCUUUAGCUUAGUUAAGGGAGCCAGAUGUAACACAUUGACCUUAAAUGGUAAAAGCUCCCAGAGUGAGCAGAAGGGAGAGAGAGAGAGAAAGAGAGAGAGGGGGAAGCUUCCCCGGAGGGGGAAAACAAGAGGAAUAGCUCAGUUUUAGGUAAGUAAUCUCAAUAAACCAAGAAUAAACAGCUUUCUUCAGCUAAGAUCCAGAACGGAAUGCUUUCCCCUCCUUAAAGGUACAGUACCUCAUUCUUAUGCUUUACGUGGGUGAUAUGUUAUUGAUGUGCUGGAUUUCAGUUUCCUAAACAGGAGUAGUAAGGCUGCGCACUUGACUGAAUCCUCUUCCCUUUGGAAGUACACAACCACCCUAAAGAAAUGUAAGCGCUUAGUUGGUGCUGAAGUCUGAUAUUUAAGUAAUUUUAUGAAGAGAACAUGUCCUUGGCUUAGAAUCAUUAGCAGCUGCCCUGUACUUUUUGCUAACAAGUUGAAAUGAUUAGCUACUACUCUGAUUGUUUAUAAACAAGUAAGUGUAAAAUGAGCUCACUGUAACAGUAGCAUGCUAUUGUAUGAGCUUUUCUGCCACAUGGUUCCUGAACAGAAUAUACACCAGAACCGCUUGCUUGAUGGAUUGCCUUGUAGCCUCUGGAACCUGUCUUUUAAGAAAAGUUUUCUGUAGCUGUUUCUUUGGUGUAGUAGUCCAUAUCUGCUUUUAAAAGAAGCUACAGUAUAACUAAGCCAAGGGGAUCUAAGAUAUGAAGUUUUUUUAAUUUCAGGUAAAAGAUUAACAAAUAUAUUAGAGGAAAGAAUUGGUGCAGUUAUCAUUUUUAGCCACAUGUUUUGCAAUUCUAAUUUACUUGUCAUGAAUUCUUUUAAAGUAUGCUUCCUGGGUGUUUUGACUUGUGUGAAAAGCAUAAUUUCAGCUACCAUAAACUGAAAGUUUCAAGAUCAUAUUGUUUAUAUUCACGUUUACACAUUCAUGAAAGAAAUUGUAAGCUGACCAGUAUUCCAGUUCCACAUGGUAAAACUUUUCUUGUGGUACUGAGUACUUAUGGGGAAUGUGGCAAGAAUAGUCAGUGUUUGGACAAUACAUAUUUAAAUAAGCCAAGAACUCUUGCAUAUUGAAAUAGUUACUGUACUUUUUUGACAUUUGCUAAGGGUUGUGUUCUACCCCAUCAGAUACUGCAGACACCAUUUUUUGGAUUGCAGCCAUGAUGUUUAAUGCAAAGCGCAAGGAAUACAAUGCUAUAUUCAUAGUUAGUGUCACUAUUUCUGUCACUCCUAUGGCUGAUCCAUUCUUAUGGAAAUAUUUAGCUUCCAUCACUAUCUACAUUAUUUCUGUGUUUUUCAGUGUUCUAGAACUUGCAUUUAUUUCAUUUCACAGUAUCAGUCUGGUAAUUCUCAUUUUCUUAUUUAAUUUAUAAUUGCUUUAUAGCAUAUAUGCUAUAUUCUUAGCUAGCCCAGUACUUAUGCAUUCAAGAACUUGUUCUAGUUAUAAAGUUGGAAGAUCGUUUGAAGGUCAAGUGAAGGCCUCCAUAAUACAUUUCCAAUACCUUUACUUUGGGAUCCCAGAAACAAAGGGCCUAACAAUUCCUGAAAUCCUUUUUUCUGUCUGAUAGAGAGCUUGUCUAAUCUAAACAUGAGAGCAGGAAGCUGCCUACUUUAUUGUUAACAUUUCAAAGUCUCUUGCUAGUUUGCAUGUGAGAGAGCAGACCAGAGUGUGAUUAGGUGCCUAAAGAAUUACUGGAAGGAGGACACUUGGCUAGCUCAGUUCUGCACUGUUUGCAGCUUGCCCUCUAAAGGCCAGCUGGGUACCAUCCUGCUUUCAUUUCUCAACAGCUGGAGAAAUGUUUACCUGGUUUUAAACAAGUCUUAAAUCUUUCAAAGUGAAUAGGUGAUGCAUUUAACAGUUACAGAGGCUGCUGCUUGCUCUAAGUCAACACUUGUGUUGCCAAUUUAUUUUCCCUUCUUGAGCUUGAAAGCUACAUAUCUCCUUGAAAAUGAUGAUUCCAGGCUUCCGACAUCACUUAUAGAUGCACUGAAUUUAGAACAUUUUUCGGCUCAAAAGAGAUGUUGUCGCACAUUGCCUAAUCUGUUCUUCCUGAGCCGGAGACGGGGAUCCAAAGAAAAUCUCUUAAACAAGGAGAGGCAUGUCUAUAAAACAGAACAUGGGCAAGACAAUACAAGAACAACUGUGGUCAAAAGUCAGACCAGCACUGAAGAUGGAGUGAAGCACCUUCAGUUUCAGUCUUUGCCAAGGUAUUCAGCUGUGACUCAGAGGCCUUGGGAUCACAAGGCCCCACAGUGCUUAUCUUCAGAGGUUAACUUGAAACAGACAUUCCCAUCAGUGCAUAGCCUCUUUAGUCAACACUGCAAUCCAGCGUGUCUUUCACCUCUCAUUAUGCCAACCCUACCUGAAGAUGAGGGACAGCCAACAGAGACACAGCACCCCAUUUUGCCUUCUCCAAUCAAAGAGUCUCCUGUUGAAGCAGCAACAUGCAACACACCUUCUAUCAUUCUUCCAGAAGACGUAGUCACAUCAGAUACAGAAAGAGAAAAAAAUCUAGCUUUCAGACCUGUUAGUCCUCAUCUGCGGCAUUCUCACAGAAAUGCUAGGACAUCAGCUAGCUCACUGACAUCUGUGGAUAACAGAGGUAAUGUAAUUGACUUGGUGAAUGACCAGCUGCCAGAUGUUAAAAUAUCUGAUGAAGAUAAAAAGAAGAAUCUUGAAUUGUUAGAAGAAGCAAAGAGGGUGAGUGAGAGGUUCCUCACACGAAGAGGAAGGAAAUCAAGAAGCAGCCUUUCAGAGUCUCCCACAGCUAUAUCCCCAGCACUUAGCCCUAAUGUUUCACCUGCUGCCUCUCGGAACAACUCUUUCACUCUUCCAAGUCCAACAGGUUCUGAUAUAUGCGCAUCUGCUUUGGGUUCAGUGCCUCCACAGCAGAAUGCCACAAAAGGAUUAACUGAUCGAAAUGAGAAUGGUCAAAGAAAACUUUCUCAGGAAAAACCUGUUACACACACCACUGCUUUGGAAAAUCCAAAAAAGUUGACGGAACAAAAGGAGAACUUUGAUCCACAUAAGCCUAUGGAUAAUCUACCCAGAUCCUGUACUUCAGGUUAUGACACUGGCAGAGUAUCUCUAAAUUCCAGUCCAAGCACCUGUGAAAACAAACUUCAGAAACUAAUCCCUAAAAAAACAAAAGAAAAUGAUUCUCCUUUCCAAGGCCAUUUACAAGGACCAGGGAUAUUUACCAUGGACCCAAAGUUAAAGGGAUCAGUAGUACCAUUAUCAAAGGAUUCAAAAGUUUCUUGUAAAACAGAACUUAAUACACCUGGUUCCCGCCCUCCUCUAUUGCGAGCUGUGUCAUGGGAUCAUGCAGAACCUGGCAAUAUAGAAAAGGUACCUUUUAAAUGUCCAUCUGAAGAUGAUAGACACUUUGCCAUUAAUAAUAAACCCAACAACAUAUCAACUAAACAGUCAGCCUUCAAAGACCUCCAAAUACAAGUUCAGCCAGUAAGAAUGCAGAAAUUGACAAAGCUCAGAGAGGAGCACAUAUUGAUGCGGAAUCAAAAUUUAAUUGGACUUAAGCUCCCUGACCUAAGUGAAGCUGCUGAACAGGAAAGAGGGUCUUCACCAGUGCCUUUCUCAUCAGAGGAGGAAGAGGUGAAAAGUAGAUGUGAGGUCAUGCCCAACAUUCCUGACACUCUUUUACGAAAACUCCGUGUGCAUACCUCUCUUCCAGGAAGCUCUCCUCCGCUUACUGAGAGAGAGGUUGAGAAUGUGUUUGUACAACUUUCAUUGGCUUUCAGAAAUGAUAGUUAUACUUUGGAAUCAAGAAUUAACCAGGCUGAGAGGGAGAGGAAUCUUGCUGAGGAGAACACAGAGAAGGAACUGGAUCAUUUUAAAGUUGCUAUUACGUCUUCAGCUUCCUUGUGGCAUCAUUCUGAGCACAGAGACAUGUACCAGAGAUUGUUGGAGGAUAUGGCAGUGCUGCAUCGUCUGGCCUCUAGAUUAUCUAGUCGAGCGGAAAUGGUUGGAGCUGUUCGCCAGGAGAAACGCAUGUCAAAGGCCACUGAAGUUAUGAUGCAGUAUGUGGAGAACUUGAAGAGAACAUAUGAAAAAGAUCACGCUGAGCUGAUGGAGUAUAAGAAACUUGCCAAUCAAAAUUCUAGCAGAAGUUAUGGCUCACCUGAAGAUGGUGUGCCCCGUACAUCAAGAUCCAUGUCUCUUUCUGUUGGAAAGAUGCCUCGAAGACGAGUCAGUGUUGCUGUAGUUUCAAAAUUUGAGCUCCCUGGCCAGUCACCUACUGCAUCGCCAAUACCUUUGAUGCCAUCCCUGUCUGAGUCAUCAAAUGGAAGAAGCAAUCUGACAUCAACUCCUGUCUUAUCAGCGCUUAUAGAGAACGGAAAAUCAAAUGGGGACCCUGAGAGUGAACCACCUCCUUCAGCACCAGUACAGAGUGCCUUGGAAGAGAUCAGCCCAGAGACAAAAGCCAAAAUAGAAGAAGAGGCUUAUAACAAAGGUUAUCAGGAAGGCUUAAAGAGAACCAAAGAACUUGAAGAACUGAAAGAAGAUGAUGAAGAGAAAAUAGACGAGAGCCCCAAAGAAUGUGUAGCAGGUGAAAGCGACGAUGAAAUCAGCAAGCAGCACAGCAAACUUGAAGUUGUUAUCCACUAUGUUCAAAUACUGUACCCCAAACUGCAUAAACACUGGAACGUGCUCUGGAUUGUAGCUGCUGUUAUUGUCAUUUUUGCUGUGGUGCUGGGAAUCUCCAGUUUAUACAACUACUUUUCCUCCUGUACUGAGUUGUCGGAUGGGCCCCAAGUGAAAGCUACCUGUUCUGCUGUCCAGCAAUACUUCUGGUGGAACUCAGGACUGCAACAUGACCAGCGCACAGAAUAACAAAAGCAUGAAUGGAGAGGAGAACCACUUAACGAUAUAGCAGUAAGCACCUGUUUGAGAAUCGAGGUGCACAAAGCAGAGCAGUGCUUUGUCACUUUUGUGGUGGUUAAAUGUGAUCAGUAACCUACCGCUUAAUUUCGUCUGUGCCAUCAGACUUGUGAAUGCCAUGUGAUUUUUAUCUAGCCAGAUGCACCAGCCAAUAAAUGCUGUUCUCUCUUUCAUGCUAAUUGUUAUUUGAUUGAUGUGCCUGAAUAUCACUACAUGAGAAUAUAAAGAUAGUGUUUGACCAAAAACUGGGCAUUGACAUCUAGGUUAUAGGUGGAGCACAAAUCCAGUGCUUCUGAGGGAUGUCACUCGCGGGCUUCUUCCUAUAUAAAUGUCAGCAUUGACUCAUUCUAUAAAUUUAAGGGGCUUUUCAAUUUAUUUAUUUUUAGCCCUUACCCUUAUAAUAGAUUAGAGAAUUGAUUUCACAAUCAUAAGGAAUUAGCAAAAGAUAAAAUGGAAAAAUACUAAAGGCAUUGUGUCCUGGCUACAAGCUGGACACAGGUUCUCAAAACAGGUUCUCAGCAUGAAUGGAAGCAGGAACAUUUGUCACUCUAUCACACAUACAACAUAACUCGCAACACAGUCUUUGUUACUUCACACAUACUUUGUUCAUUGUUUUCUUUUUGAAUGGUUUCACCAGAGUUGUGUCCAUGUGGUACAUGAUACACAUGGUGGGGUUCAGUGGAGGUGCCCAAUCAGUCACAUACAGUCUCUAUUAUGCAUACAGAAGACAUGCUCUAGACAUGCUCACCACAUUGGUGAUAACUGGUAACCCACUGUAAGCACGGCAAACUUAAAAGAACUACAUUCCAUUCAUAUAAGAAGGUGCGGUAUAUUUGCAGAGGAGAUUUCUGUCAGGGAAUAUUUCAGCCAAUGGAAUGUAAACAACACAGAGUUGGUUUUACCAUUCAUGGAGCUUUCUGCUGGAGAAAGCAUCUUGUGUGAUGUUUGUGCUCAUACUGUGCUAGCCUUUUGCACAAGCUUAUCUAGCAUUCUUUUGUGUUUGAAAUUGAUAACUUCUCUUGUAUUGGAAUUGGAGGCACACAAGGAAGUGUGGGAAGGAUAUUAAUAGCUUUUCCUAGCUGGGCCUGAGUUCAAAACUCUGUUGAACACUUAGACAUAUUGUAGGAACUUAUUCUUGCAGGAAUCUGUUUUGUUUUAUGCAUUGAGAAGGAUAAAGAGGUAGAGCCCAGUAUAAACUUAUAACUGAUGUAAUUUGAUGCCUGAUCAUUUAUCUUCAGUUUAAUGAGCGUAAGAGUCUCAGGAAAUAGAAGUGUGGUAUGAUUUUAAUUUUGACUGAAGCAGCUGUUUGAAACACAACUUUGUGUGAAUUUUCAGAUAUGUCUCUAAGCGGCUCCAGAAGAGUAAAAUAUUGUGAUUAAGCACGUUUAAUAAGGCUAGUGAGAAUGUGUGUCAUUUGAUCUCAAACUGGAAGAGGGAAAUUAAAGGGGGGCAAUUAAUCAAAUUAAAGGUUUUUUGCUGGCUUUUGGAUUAAAUUACUUUGAUAUGGAAUAGAUACAAUGUAGUUUUUCACUCUAGUGCAGGCAUCCUCAAACUGCGGCCCUCCAGAUGUUUUGGCCUACAACUCCCAUGACCCCUAGCUAACAGGACCAGUGGUCAGGGAAGAUGAGAAUUGUAGUCCAAAACAUCUGGAGGGCCGAAGUUUGGGGAUGCCUGCUCUAGUGAAAUAUAGUUGAGGCACACCUUCUGCUACAGACAACCAGGAAAUUAGGAAUAACAAUGGUAUUGCAAAAACCCAAAUCAGAAAACUAUUUUAUGUAAACUGCUUGAUUUAUUUAUUUAAAUUAAGUGGUCUAUAUAUUUUGUUCAAUAAGUAAAAUGGAAAAGUUGACUCCCUAGACAGUGGAACGUUUUUUUUAUGAGGUGAUCAACCAACUUUACAAAAUAAAAUUCUGAUAUUAGUAGUUCAUUUUGUUCAGCUAUGGGCAGAUCAUGGAUCUGCUCAUAAAUUGCAGGAGUGAGCUCCAUGACCUUUCUGGAGUGAACACUCUACCAUUUUCCUCCCAAUCUUAACCACUGCUAAAGUUUACAUUACCUCUGAACUAAACCACAGUUUGCUGCUAACCAGAAUUAUAAAACAAACUUCAAAUCUCAGUUUCACUUUCUGUUCAAUAGCAAACCCCAAUUAGUAUAUUAACCAUAUUUAAAGUCAAGGCUGAUGUAAACCUUAAUCAUGGUUAAAGCCAAUGGAAGGAAUUCAUAUAUGAAGGUUGAGGUGUGGGCAUGCAGGUGGGGCAGAGCAUGUAGUCCCAAGUCCUUAAGCAUGGUUAAGGCAGCAUAAAUGUUAAAUCUUAACCAACUUUAUAGGAUAAUACAAAUGUAAGUUGAGAGGCAACACCUCAUUCUGCAUUUUCUUCCCUUACAAUAAUUCUACUGUGAAACCGCUGCAUAUUUUUUUAGUAGAAUUACUUAAGAUGCAUAGCUGUUUCACUAAUUAUUGGGGGAACAGUUUAAUGUAUGGAGCACCUGAAGUGUCAGUCUUCUUGUUAACAGGAUUUUAGACCAACCAUGAUUAAAUUGUUAAUAAGUAUUGGCUAAAUGGGUUACAAAUCAGUGACUGUAUUUUUUAAGACAAAGAAAAUAAUAUGCAGUCUUUGGGGUCUUUCCAAAAAAGAGAGAAAUGUUCUGUUCCUUUAAAUUCGCAGGGCUCACGUGGCUACAAAGAGCGAGUCAGCAAUCUUACACCAUUCACACCAAAAUAGGAUUUUGUUUUUGUUUUUGUUUUUUUGUUUUGAAGUGCAAUAAUUUAUUUAUUUGGCUUUAACAAGACACAUGUGUAUUUUGUGCACAGCACUGAUGUUUUAAAGUAGGUGGAACUCGAGAGGCACUAUAUUGUGUAUCCUGUUUUAAAUUUUGUAAAACUUUGCACAGGUGUGCUAGUAUUGUACUGUAUAGCAUCACAUACUUGAGAUUUGGAAAUAAAAUAUUGUUUCAGA